AGACUUGAGUGUGAGCGUCUCACCAGCCAGGAUGACUGGGGGAGUUAGGACUGCAUAGCCUGCAGUGUUUGCCGGGGGAGAUAGAGUGUGUUUGUGUCUGAGUGCAUGUGUGUGAGUGUUUGUGAGUGCAUGUGUCUGGGCACAGUCCUGCUGUAGUGGUGUCCCAUGUGUGACUGUACUGACCGCGACAGCCAUCCCGUCCACAGUGGAGGCUUUCUCAGCGUGCAGAUGGUGUGAGCAGUCAGGGGGAAAGUUUUCGAGCGGCUCGUCUGAGCCUCAACAACUCAAUUCUCUCUGCACACAUUGAGUCGUUUCUGGAGGGAAGCAGCAGCAGCAGAAUCUGGACUGUAACUUCAGCUCAUAUCAGCCCAGGACUUCUGCUCGUGUUGAUUGAUUACCUGUUACUGGAUUGGAUACUAUAGCUGUGCAUCCCCACACGUCAGAGCUGAGGGAUUUAAACAGACUGUUUAUUUUGAAGAUCUGAGCUGCUAUAAUGGACGAGCAGUGUGUGUCCCACAGCAGUCCCCAGCGCAGCGGAGGUCAGACCAGCACGGAGACACAGAGGCAGGCACGGCCAAAUGUCAUCAGGUGUGGGUGGCUCAGGAAGCAGGGAGGUUUUGUCAAGACUUGGCACAGUCGCUGGUUUGUUCUGCGAGGGGAGCAGCUCUACUAUUACAAAGAUGAGGAGGAGACCAAAGCCCUGGGAACCAUUUUCUUACCUGGAAAUAAAGUUUCAGAGCAUCCAACCAGCGGUGAUGAUGGAGGGAAAUUUCUCUUCGAGGUCAUUCCAGGAGGAGACAGAGAGCGGAUGACAGCCAACCAUGAGACCUACCUGCUCAUGGCCAGCACCCAGAAUGACAUGGAGGAUUGGGUGAAGACAAUCCGCAGGGUCAUAUGGGCUCCUUUUGGUGGAGGCAUCUUUGGUCAGAAGUUGGAGGAAACCGUUCGGUAUGAGCGCAGGUUUGGGAACAAGCUGGCCCCUAUGCUGGUGGAGCAGUGUGUGGAUUUCAUUCGGCAGAGGGGCCUCAGAGAGGAGGGACUAUUCAGGCUGCCCGGACAGGCCAACCUGGUCAAAGAGCUGCAGGAUGCCUUCGACUGUGGAGAGAAACCCUCUUUUGAUUGUAACACAGACGUGCACACAGUCGCCUCUCUCCUGAAGCUGUAUCUCAGAGAGCUGCCCGAGCCCGUCAUCCCCUUCCACAAGUAUGAUGACUUUCUGGCCUGUGCCAAACUUCUCAGCAAGGAUGAUGAAAUGGGUAUAAAGGAGUUGAGAAGGCUUGUUGAAUGUCUACCUCCAGUGAACUACAAUCUUCUCAAGUACAUCUGCAGAUUUCUAGAUGAAGUCCAGUCAUAUUCAGGAGUGAACAAAAUGAGCGUCCAAAACUUGGCCACAGUGUUUGGACCGAAUAUUCUGCGGCCGAAGGUGGAGGAUCCAGUAGCGAUAAUGGAAGGUACUGUUCUGGUCCAGCAGCUCAUGGCCGUUCUGAUUGGCCGGCACGAUGUUUUAUUCCCCCACAAUGAAGACAGCCCCACAGCUCUGGAGCUCGUCAACAACAACAUUGAACCACAACGACGACAAACCAACACAACUACCUCCACCAUCACUUCAGUGUCUCAGAAUGCUGAAAAUAACAACACCCAGACGGUCCGGCAGUGUGUGUGGGAAGCGCCCGAGUCUCCCUCGCAUCGCCAACAUGUAGACAACAGUGGGUCCCCACGAUCGGCAAGCCCUCGAAAUGGGGUUAUUGGACGUUUUGAUAUGGCCCGCAGCCCGCCGCUGACAGUUAAAAAGAACCCAGCUUUCAGUAAAGGGAGCGGGAUCGUUACAAACGGCUCCUUUAGCUCCUCCCCCUCUUUAGAUCCUAAUCAAGAGAAGAGCCCAACUUUGACAGGAGGUGGGAGUUUACCAAUGCGGCGUAAUGGGGCGCUUAAAGGCUCUGGGACUAAAAUGGGUACUAGUGGUGUGACAAGUGGAAGCAGUACUGGAGGAAAUGGGACUGGAGCUGUCAGACUGGGCCUUUCUGGCACUGAAAUCCAAAGCCGCAAUGGUCUUUGGGUCCAAAAUGGCUGCGUCACAUUACGGGACAGCAACAAAACACAUAUGGAUCAAACAUCCAAUCAGAACCGUCUGUCCACAUACGACAACGUCCAGUUAAACCACCAAAACCAGCAGCAGCAAAAUCACGUCACCAACACGUGUCUGAACAGCAGCUGUGAGGACAAACAGAGCGUGGACAGCGCCACCUGGUCCACUUCCUCCUGUGAAAUCUCCCUCCCUGACAACUCCACCUCCUGUCGCUCAUCAACCACCACCUGCCCAGAGCAGGACUUCUUCGGGGGUCACUUUGAAGACCUGGACGGAGCAGGGCAGGAUAAUGAGCCUGGGGGGCAGUCUGGUGGAGGAGAUGCGGAGGGAAGGAACAGCACUAGGGAGGGAAGUGGAGACGGAGCAGGGCGGAGCAGCCGGGGCACCAGCAGUAGUGAAAACAGUGACGGUCCCACCGUUGGUAAUGGACCUGGCAGCCACAGCGCUCUGCACAGUUUAGUGGCUAGUCUGAAACAGGAGAUGCAAAAACAGAAGGCUGAGUACGAGGCCAGAAUAAAGAGUUUGGAGCAGCGUAACCUGGACCUGGAGACUGAAAUGGUGAACCUCCACGAGGAGCUGGACCAGGAGAGAAAGAAGUACACGAUGGCUGAGAUCAAGCUUCGCAAUGCCGAGCGCGCCAAGGAUGACGCUGAGCGGAGAAACCAGAUGCUGCAGAAAGAGAUGGAACAGUUUUUCUCCACAUUCAGUGAUCUCACUGCAACCGGCAACACCACUGUAACCGACCCCCGGCGACCAGAACGUAACAACCCCAUCUGGAUACAAUGAGGAGGCGGGGCAUGUAGGCUGACAAACCAAUGAAGACUAGGAAUGGUUUUUAUUGUAUAUGAUGUGGAGGUUACCAGGGCUCCAAACAGGAUUUGGCUGCUGGAUGCAGAGGGGGGAGUAAGGAAGGUUAAAGGCAUGUUUUAAUUUAAGAUGUAGGAGGUGUAGGGCUAAUGAACGCCACCUGUAUAAAUUUAGACAUCACCUGGAGUGAUGCAACACUGACGUUAUCUGUAAAUACGGCGUUAUUUAAACAAAAUGUCACUCAAAGACACUUGUUGACAAAGCUGUAGGACUCAGUCCUCAGACUGAGAGGGGGAGAAAAGCAUAAUAUGGUAUGUGAUGAUACACAGAAACCCUAUUGUUGAACUGUAGAUCCUGGAGCUAUAAAGGAAGGAAGAACUGAGGUUGAUCAGCAAAAGAAACAACAAAUAUGUUCAUAAAGAUACAAAAGGACACUACAGAAACUCCUCCCUUCAUCCACUUUUAAUAUCCAACCAGAAACAUCUUGUUGCUCCAUGUUCUUCUGUGUCUGCUCUUGUACAUAGAGGGAAAACAACACACAGUGUCAUAUGUAUGUAAAAAGGAAUGAAAAUAAUACUUCAAUGUGUAUCUGAUAUUUAAGCAAAGUUAUCAAUGUGUGAUGUUUUAUAUAAGACUUUUCCUUGCACUUACAUGUUUGUUGACUCUCAGCAAGGUGGUACUGAAUGUCCUGUAGCUCAAUGUGUGUACCAUUUCAGUUGGACAAUAUACUGUAUAUGUGCCUGUG
This is a messenger RNA of Notolabrus celidotus (New Zealand spotty), 3638 nucleotides long. RefSeq names its product Rho GTPase activating protein 24 (gene arhgap24). Gene Ontology annotation, cellular component: focal adhesion. Gene Ontology annotation, molecular function: GTPase activator activity. Bases 494 to 2872 code for a protein of 792 amino acids. Gene Ontology annotation, biological process: wound healing, spreading of epidermal cells; signal transduction; negative regulation of Rac protein signal transduction. Lineage: Eukaryota; Metazoa; Chordata; Actinopteri; Labriformes; Labridae. The transcript is spliced from 10 exons. The record is from RefSeq and is a predicted model, not a curated record.